Molecule: messenger RNA, 768 nt
Organism: Mycotypha africana
Lineage: Eukaryota; Fungi; Mucoromycota; Mucoromycetes; Mucorales; Mycotyphaceae
Exons: 2
Coding region: 1-768 (255 amino acids)
Source: RefSeq, a predicted model, not a curated record
AUGUUUACUAGCAAACUUCCUGUUAGCCGUGCCGUAUUACCCGAGUAUCCUAAAAAGUUUAAGGAAAAAGUCAUUUCGUGCUGCAAAGACAUUAGGGAUAUAAUGUUCCGUUGUCAGCUAUUUGUCAAUGCUUAUCUCGUCCAUAAUAAGAAGAAUGACUUCCCUUCAAGAGUCUUUACACAGCAAUUCUGGUACUCGAUUGGACAACUGGCUACAGGCAAAAAGGUCACUCAUAAGACAGCAGUAAACGACAGCAUCAAGACUUUUUUUGAAGAUUUCCAGCAAGAAUAUUCGGCAGUAGUGAUCAGCAAUAAGUUCACUAAAGGCUAUAGUCAGUGUCUUACAGAAGCUGCCCAGGAGACAAGUGUUGCAUACAAUAAAUCUAUUGUUGAACUCUUUGAGCAACGGAUGCUGAAAUACUUGACCUACAAGCUUCAAAAUUUGUUCGUUAAAGCUGAUGCUGAAGAGGUAGCAGAAUCAUACUGUUAUCAAAAAAUUUGCAAAAGCGAGCUCGAGUGGCCUGAAAAAAUCGAAUUAAGCAGCCUGGACAAAAGCAAGAUUGAGACGCUCUGCAACAGCUUUGACAAGCUUGUGACGGAGAAAGUUACACUUCUGUCACUAGCAACAGACCCUGCGAACUUCGCCAAGCCCUUGUGGUAUAUACUAUCUGUUUAUGAGCAGGAACAUGCCGAACAUGCACCGUAUGAUCUUCAUAGGCUUCCUUUACCGCGACGCUUCUUCCCUUUCCCAACUCCUUCAACCAGAUAG